AGUUUCUUUUCCCUUGAGAAAUCUGAAAUGUAAAAUCGCAUUCCGGCUCAAAAUUCUGCUGAGAGCCUCAGGCUAUUCCAUGGUCUCUGGCAAAGUCUUUCGACUUUGAUCCAACACGAUGGUUCAGUGCCUUUAAAAGAGAAACUAAAGCUCUGUGAACUUGGGGAUAAAAAUUCCUUGUUUCUGGAAUUCAAGGUGUAUGGAUGUAUGGUACUGCUCGCAUUUGUCCUAUGAGGCCACCUUGCAAACAAGAGCGCCAAUCCAGGCGCGCAGCUGCCUCCGGGUCUGCGGCCAGCUGCGGCACCGCGCGCCAGGUGGACUGACCGAGUGGCGCCCGGUGGACCGCGCCCGGGGACCGCGCCAGAGCCCGGCUACGGCUGUGCACUGGCUGAGCACCCCGUGGGCUGCGGUUCCCCCGCCUCGGAUGCCAGCCGGGCUGCACCCGCGGCUCGCCCGCAAGGGGAGCGCUAGGUCCCCGCAGACCGCCCUCCCGCUUGCUGCCGAUCCAGCUCCAGUGCGGAUUCCGGACACUCCUCCUGGAUUCGGCCAGCGCCUGCCCCACCCCGGAGCGUUCAGAUUUGCCAUGCUUACCUGGAUCCUGUGCAAAAGCAUAACCCGCUAGGUGGCACACAGGCGGGGGGGAGUGCAGAGCUUGCCUGUCUCUACCUGGACAGAAACGGAGAAGCAGUAUCUGGCAGGCGCAAGACUCUAGAAUGGGCUUCCCUGGUGAACAGAGUAGAAAGCUAUCCAGCCCAGUUGCCCACCUAUGACUACAGCGGGAGUGCUUUUCGAUUGUUCAGUUCAAGGGAAUGAAGAAUUCAGAGUAAUUUUGAUAAAUGGAUUGCAAUAUGGAGAAUUAAUUAAGAAUAAGCUGAACAUUUGAUCUGCUUUGAAGAAACAUAUUUUCCAUUUGUCUAGAGUAAUCUAUAAUCACCAAACCAAUCAAAAUGAAUUCAACAUUAUUUUCCCAGGUUGAAAAUCAUUCACUCUUCUGUAAUUUUUCAGAGAAUUCCCAGUUUUUGGCUUUUGAAAGCGAUGAUUGUCAUCUGCCCUUGGCCAUGAUAUUUACAUUAGCUCUUGCUUAUGGAGCUGUAAUAAUUCUUGGGGUCUCUGGAAACCUGGCCUUGAUUAUAAUCAUCUUGAAACAAAAGGAGAUGAGAAAUGUUACCAAUAUCCUGAUUGUGAACCUUUCCUUCUCAGACUUGCUUGUUGCCAUCAUGUGUCUCCCCUUCACAUUUGUCUACACAUUAAUGGACCACUGGGUUUUUGGCGAGGCGAUGUGCAAACUGAAUCCUUUUGUGCAAUGCGUUUCAAUCACCGUGUCCAUUUUCUCUCUGGUUCUCAUUGCUGUGGAGCGCCAUCAACUGAUAAUCAACCCACGAGGGUGGCGACCAAGUAACAGGCACGCUUACAUAGGUAUUGCGGUCAUCUGGGUCCUUGCUGUGGUUUCUUCUCUACCUUUCCUCAUCUAUCAAGUAUUGACCGAUGAGCCAUUCCAGAAUGUAACACUUGACGCAUUCAAGGACAAAUACGUGUGCUUUGAUAAAUUUCCAUCGGACUCCCACAGGCUGUCUUAUACAACUCUCCUCUUGAUGCUGCAGUAUUUUGGCCCACUCUGUUUUAUAUUUAUUUGCUACUUCAAGAUAUACAUACGCUUAAAAAGGAGAAACAACAUGAUGGACAAGAUGAGAGACAAUAAGUACAGGUCCAGUGAAACCAAAAGAAUCAACAUCAUGCUUUUGUCCAUUGUGGUGGCGUUUGCAGUCUGCUGGCUGCCCCUUACCAUCUUUAACACUGUGUUUGAUUGGAAUCAUCAGAUCAUUGCAACGUGUAACCAUAAUCUAUUAUUCCUGCUGUGCCACCUUACAGCAAUGAUAUCCACUUGUGUCAACCCCAUAUUUUAUGGAUUUCUGAACAAAAAUUUCCAGAGAGACUUGCAGUUCUUCUUUAGCUUUUGUGAUUUCCGGUCUCGGGAUGAUGACUAUGAGACAAUAGCCAUGUCCACCAUGCACACGGAUGUUUCCAAGACAUCUUUGAAACAAGCAAGCCCAGUCGCAUUUAAGAAAAUCAACAAUGAUGAUAAUGAAAAAAUCUGAAACUCCUGUAAGCAUAUGGUCCCAGAUGACAUCUGUCUAAAAACAAGCACAAUCUCCAACAUCCUUUUGUUACCUGUUCCCCCAAGGGAAUGAGGUUGUACUCAUUUAAGAAAGACCAAGAUUUGCUUGUCUUGCUUUUUACUGCUUUUAUUGUAGCUGUCUAAUUACACUGGGACAAAAUGUACGGGCUUUGGAAUCUUCUGGGCAAUAGUUUUGACCAGAUAUCCUUGAAGUGCUUUUUGUAAACUUCUGCAUAUAAUAUGAAGAAUUUUAUAUUCAAUUUGUUGGAAUUAAGUUUCUUUAGAGUAUUACUAUUGACUGACUUUAGAAGCACUACAUCUGAAACUCAUUAGGUUAGGCCAUCCUGGGUUGAUUAGAUUGGAUGGUCAUUGUGUUGGGCAAUCCUGAUGUAAUGAUAGACAUAUUUUAGUCUGUUACAGAGGGGACAGCAUACAAAAGCAGCAUUCAAGAUGUGGAGCUAAGCCUAUGUCUUGCAGACCUACAGUCUGAAGUCACUGAGGAGUGGUUUGCAUUUUUCUUUUAAGAUUUAAAACAGGAUUUAAUUUGCUCCUGAUUAUCACUUGAGAUGAAAAUGCAUAAAACAGAUUUCUCAGCUGUGAAUAUCAUGGGGAAUUGGGCCACCCACAAGAAUUAAGUGGGAAAGCAGUUUUCUAACUUCAAAACUAUUUUGGUACCUGACAACCAAAGGAUUUCAGAGCAAUUAAUUUAACAAGCAAAUCAGUAUUGCAGCAAAUAGUUGAAUUAUAUUCAUCUGAAUUGUUGGUCCAGCGGUUUUCCAUUCUUCACAGACUGUUCAGUGUUUGUCGAGCUUUCUAGCAUAAAUCUAUAUGUGACUCAAAAGGCAUUUCCAGCUUACAAUAUAUAAAAACACAAAGUGUAUUUUCCAUACAUCAGUGCCUACAUAGUAACUCAUUUUUAACUUUUUCAAUGUCCAUUCUUCAAAGAAGGACACCAAAGUAUACUGUUAAAAGAAUGUUCACCCUGGCUAGCAGGGCUAAAUACCUGAAAACUGAGAACAAUUCAUAUAGCCCAUAUUAACUUGUAUCAACUGUGUGCCUUGUGGAGUCUUAUAAAUAAUGUACUUUAUAGAGUACUAAGUGGUUGUGUCAUGUUAAUAUACUUAAUUUUAUGUAUUCUGUAAUCGUGAUUGAGCCUCAGAAUCAUUUGGAGCAAAGAUAUUUUAAAGAACAAGAUAUAACUUUGGUGUAUUAUGAAAGUAUUAAAUGUGUUUGAUUUUAGAAAGACAGACAUUUUCUGUAUUAAAAUUGGUUUUGC
This is a messenger RNA of Leptonychotes weddellii (Weddell seal), 3392 nucleotides long. NCBI's taxonomy places the organism in Eukaryota, Metazoa, Chordata, Mammalia, Carnivora, Phocidae. The record is from RefSeq and is a predicted model, not a curated record.